AUGGCACGAGUAGAGGAAGCAGUAAGCUUCAAACUUUUCGGGACGGUGAUCCAAAAGGGGAACAGACAAGCCAAGGAGGAAGAGGAGAAGCGGGUGGAGGCGCAGGAAGAGGCGGCGGCGCUGCCGUGCCCGAGGUGCAAGAGCAAGGAGACCAGGUUCUGCUACUUCAACAACUACAACGUCAACCAGCCGCGCCACUUCUGCAAGGCCUGCCACCGCUACUGGACAGCCGGCGGCACCCUCCGCAGAAACGUUCCCGUCGGCGCUGGCCGCCGGAGGGGUCGCCCCGCACACCGCAUAGGAGCCUCCGCCGCAGCCGCAGCAACCGCAUCCAUCCCUUCUGUCUGCGUCCUGGUGUGCCAGCCGUCUGGCUACUCUGACGGGGCGGCGGCGAUGGAUCGCUGGCUCCUGACACCAGACGCCCCGGCGAUAGUUGACCGCAGGCACAGUGGUGGACCUCGUUGA
This is a messenger RNA of Musa acuminata AAA Group (dessert banana), 465 nucleotides long. RefSeq names its product dof zinc finger protein 5-like. Lineage: Eukaryota; Viridiplantae; Streptophyta; Magnoliopsida; Zingiberales; Musaceae. The coding region runs from base 1 to 465 and encodes 154 amino acids. The record is from RefSeq and is a predicted model, not a curated record. The transcript has a single exon. Gene Ontology annotation, biological process: regulation of DNA-templated transcription. Gene Ontology annotation, molecular function: DNA-binding transcription factor activity; DNA binding.